Phyllostomus discolor (pale spear-nosed bat) is the source of this 1708-nucleotide messenger RNA. It is a transcript of the gene SF3A2, whose product is annotated as splicing factor 3a subunit 2. Gene Ontology annotation, cellular component: U2-type prespliceosome; U2 snRNP; catalytic step 2 spliceosome. Lineage: Eukaryota; Metazoa; Chordata; Mammalia; Chiroptera; Phyllostomidae. Gene Ontology annotation, biological process: spliceosomal complex assembly. Bases 253 to 1584 code for a protein of 443 amino acids. The transcript has 9 exons. The record is from RefSeq and is a predicted model, not a curated record. Gene Ontology annotation, molecular function: nucleic acid binding; zinc ion binding.
CAUCCUGUCUGCAUUUUUUCAGGCGCACCCCCUCCCUCGCGCCUCCAGUGUCUUGCUCCCGCCUCUGGGUGGGCCGAACAUGCGCACACGGGAAGUCCCGUCCCGUUUACCCCCGGAAGUGCUUCCUUAGCCCGCGGCGCAUGCGCGCUGGGGCGUAGUCGUAGUGGUGGUGGAGGCUGAAAAGUCGACGGAACGGCGGCCUUGUUUGCAGCAGGUUUCUCCCCAGACUGAUAGAGCCCCAAGGCCCUCACCAUGGACUUCCAGCAUCGUCCAGGGGGCAAGACUGGGAGUGGGGGCGUGGCCUCCUCUUCGGAGAGCAACCGUGACCGCAGGGAGCGCCUCCGACAGUUGGCCCUGGAGACCAUCGACAUCAACAAGGACCCUUAUUUCAUGAAGAACCAUCUGGGCUCAUAUGAAUGCAAGCUGUGCCUGACGCUUCACAAUAAUGAGGGGAGCUACCUCGCACACACCCAGGGGAAAAAGCACCAGACGAACUUGGCCCGGCGAGCAGCCAAGGAGGCCAAGGAGGCCCCUGCCCAGCCGGCGCCAGAGAAGGUCAAGGUGGAAGUGAAGAAGUUUGUGAAGAUUGGCCGCCCAGGCUACAAAGUGACCAAGCAGAGGGACACGGAGAUGGGCCAGCAGAGCCUCCUCUUUCAGAUCGACUAUCCUGAGAUUGCUGAUGGCAUCAUGCCACGCCACCGCUUCAUGUCUGCCUAUGAGCAGAGGAUUGAGCCCCCCGACCGCCGCUGGCAGUACCUGCUGAUGGCCGCCGAGCCCUAUGAGACCAUUGCCUUCAAGGUGCCGAGCAGGGAGAUUGACAAAGCCGAGGGCAAGUUUUGGACUCACUGGAACCGGGAAACCAAGCAGUUCUUCCUUCAGUUCCACUUUAAGAUGGAAAAACCUCCUGCCCCACCAAGCCUGCCCGCUGGGCCUCCUGGAGUGAAAAGACCGCCACCCCCACUGAUGAACGGUUUGCCUCCACGACCACCGCUGCCUGAGUCUUUGCCUCCACCUCCACCAGGAGGCCUGCCUCUGCCCCCCAUGCCGCCCAGUGGGCCUGCGCCCUCAGGGCCCCCAGGCCCUCCCCAGCUGCCGCCCCCAGCUCCUGGCGUCCACCCGCCAGCACCAGUGGUCCACCCUCCAACAUCUGGGGUCCACCCUCCAGCUCCUGGGGUCCAUCCCCCAGCACCGGUAGUCCACCCACCAUCAUCUGGGGUCCAUCCCCCUGCUCCUGGAGUUCACCCUCCAGCUCCAGGAGUCCAUCCUGCAGCCCCAGGCGUCCAUCCUCCUCCAUCUGCUGGAGUCCACCCCCAGGCCCCAGGGGUGCACCCACCAGCUGCUUCGGUCCACCCACAGGCCCCAGGGGUCCACCCCCAAGCCCCUGGGAUCCACCCCCAGCCUCCUGGGGUCCACCCCCCUCCUCCUGGAGUUCAUCCUCCAGCUCCUGGGGUCCACCCCCAGCCUCCUGGGGUUCACCCUUCCAAUCCUGGGGUCCACCCCCCAGCUCCCAUGCCCCCAAUGCUGAGGCCCCCACUGCCUUCGGAGGGCCCUGGGAACAUUCCACCCCCUCCCCCAACCAACUGAAAAGCUGCCCCCUGUCUCUGCAAGUUUCCUCCCAUGCUUUCCUGUAUUUUCCCUGUCAAAGUUUGGUGUUUUUGUAUGGGACCGUGCCGUGUCCCUGGAGCUCAUUAAACGGCUGCCCCAGGCA